Messenger RNA from Symbiodinium pilosum, 150 nucleotides. The record is from the annotation of a GenBank genome assembly. Lineage: Eukaryota; Dinophyceae; Suessiales; Symbiodiniaceae.
GGAAAAGAGACUAAGCGAGAGACGCUUCUGAAGCAAAUCAAAGACGUGGAUGAGCUCAUGAAUGAGGAGCUGCGCAACGCGCGAAAAUUCGUGGAGCGGCAGCAGCUUUUCGAGAAGAAGUACAUGAUCGGUUCUAAGCUGGGCGAGCAG